Molecule: messenger RNA, 189 nt
Organism: Penicillium soppii
Lineage: Eukaryota; Fungi; Ascomycota; Eurotiomycetes; Eurotiales; Aspergillaceae
Product: protein kinase-like protein
Exons: 1
Coding region: 1-189 (62 amino acids)
Source: RefSeq, a predicted model, not a curated record
AUGGAACAAGUGCGAUAUGUCUUGGGUGUUGAUGCUCUGGGUUGGGCUCCGAAUGAUGAGCACGAUAUUGUGAAAGAAGUGGCCGACGAUAUGAAGACCAAAAUGCUUGAAGCGGCUGGGAGUCCUGAAGAUGUUAUCGGUGUCCGAGAUCAUUUUCCUUUUCAAGAUUUCGAUGAAGGCGCCAGAUAG